This is a messenger RNA of Phytophthora sojae, 759 nucleotides long. RefSeq lists its product as hypothetical. The transcript has a single exon. NCBI's taxonomy places the organism in Eukaryota, Oomycota, Peronosporomycetes, Peronosporales, Peronosporaceae. The record is from RefSeq and is a predicted model, not a curated record. Bases 1 to 759 code for a protein of 252 amino acids.
AUGGCCUUCGUUGACGACACAGUGCUUGAUGUGUUUCCUCCCGUGGAGAAAGGGAAGAGAUCGCGGAAAGCAGAGACGCUCCUGGAAGCGUUAAGUCUUGCUUUAUCUCGGUCUCGUGGCGUCGUUCGUUGGGAUCGUCUCCUAGUGCUCUGGGAAAGAAUGCACUGGAUCGUCGAGUCCAGCGUCUACAUCUGGCUCGCCGAGGCAUGGUUGGCCUCCCAGCAGACUGCCGAACUCGACGAGAAGUUCACCCAGCUGUGGUUGAAGUUGAAGGAGGAGUAUAUCCACGAACGUAAGCAGCGUUCCGAUCUUCUGCGGUUGGCGAUGAAGGAAUACGGGGACGCCUUCGUGGAGGCUGUGUCCCAUGAGAUCGAUGGUAGCCCUGCACGGUUGCUGGACACUGAAGUAUGCUUCGAUCCGGCCGUCCCGUUCUGUCCGUUGAUAAACCUCCCGUGGUUCCCCAAGAUGAAGAACUGGGUCGCCGAGAUUAACCACAUCGACGGCAACGAGCCGUGGCGAAACUGGUGGUUGACCACUCCUGGCCGUCACCCCUACAACACGAUCUUUCGUCCAGCGCAUCCGGACUUCCCCCUGUUCGUUCCUGUUGGAGCUGAUCCGGAAAUCGUCCAGCUCGUGGUCGAGGCUGAACGGGAAGUCAUCGAGCCAGUGCCACCUGCGCUCCACCCGAAGACCAGGCCUCCAGCGAAUCGCCCGACUCUGGCUGGGUUCCUGCCGCCGAACGUCGUUCACGCUGCCUGA